Messenger RNA from Paramormyrops kingsleyae, 3368 nucleotides. RefSeq names its product probable G-protein coupled receptor 132. Gene Ontology annotation, biological process: G protein-coupled receptor signaling pathway. Gene Ontology annotation, molecular function: G protein-coupled receptor activity. NCBI's taxonomy places the organism in Eukaryota, Metazoa, Chordata, Actinopteri, Osteoglossiformes, Mormyridae. The record is from RefSeq and is a predicted model, not a curated record. Gene Ontology annotation, cellular component: membrane.
GGACUCUACAAGAUUCACAGAUUGGUUUUUUAUUUAGUUUUUACUGUAUAAAUGUAUAAAUUUGUUAUAAACGGGUUAUUUUUGUUCCAGUCACAUACUGUACAUUACAUGUUUAAAUAUCUAUUACAUAUGGUACUGCUUAUAUUAUUUCACCAUCUGUACACCAAUAUAAGUAGUGAAUGUGCGUGUCCGUGGGUGGGGCUGUGUCAGUGUGGUAAUGUGGGCUGGUGUGGCUAUAGUGCUAGGGCUGAAUUUUUGUCCCAGUCCGCCCCUGCCUGUAAGUUUACAUAACUGCAAGCUGCCUGUAAACCCUGCUGACUAGUUUACUAGUUAACUGACUAGUUACUGGUGAUUUUAUAUGACUGGUAUCAAAAUGACAUUAUUAGGUAUACAAUGCAUUGUAUAUGAAAAAAGUCGAAAUCACAGAAAAACCAGACGUUCUGGAGCAAAACUAAAUAUACUAAAAAUGUUUGUUUAUCAAGGGUGUUUUAAAAAUGUCAUUUGAUAUUAUUCACCAAAUUUGAUGUCGGCUAGUGUUAUGGGUCCAUAGGGAAGGACCAAUGGAGAUGCAUGCACCCUUGCAUGUUGCGAAAUGCAGACUGUUUCAUCCAUUUUGUUUUACAUUAAGAUGUUUUCACUAGAGGGUGAGGAAGUGGUUUUCAACACAAGCGAUAGAGUACAAACCAGUAGGGUGGAGUCACUUGUUCAAAUGAUAGCAUUUCUAUUUGUGGAAACAGGGCAUUUUUUCACAGCUUGAGGUCAUUUUACCGUUGACAUCAUAAAUUGUAGAUAAAAGCCUGUGACCCACCAUUAAUGGGACAGCACAACAUUUCCAUGACAAUCAAGGGGACUUGAGGACUGCAUGCAUUUAUUUUGAAGCCUGGACGUGAUGGCUGAGAGACUUGGACACGAUAUGAACUGUAACUUUACCCUAGAAGGGGAUUAUGUUGGCCUUAUCUUCCUCUACAGCCUGUCUUUCUCCCUGGGACUGCCUGCUAACCUGCUGUCUCUGUGGGGGCUCUACCAACUGCGGCACUCUGGCGGGGGGGUCCAGCUGUUUUUUUUGGCCAACCUGCUGGUGUCUGACCUGCUGCAGCUACUUACCUUGCCCCUCUGGAUGGUCUACCUUCAUGAAAAACACAAGUGGAACUUAAAUAGCAUACCCUGCAAUAUUGUAGGCUACAUCUUCUACGUCAACCUGUACUCCAGUAUCGGCUUCCUGUGCCUCAUCGCCCUGGAUCGCUACCUGGCCAUUGUACACCCGCUGAGAAGCCGGAGAGUGCGACAGGUCCGGGUGGCCGUCAUCUGUGGCCUGUCCAUUUGGAUCUUCAUGUUCUUCUUCUGCAUGAGUGGACUAUACCCUUCAGUGUACAGAGACAAGUCCCACUUGUGCCUGGAGCAGUACCCCGUCAGUGAACAAUACGCUGCCUUUAAGAUUGCAACCAUCAUACUAGGCUUUCUCGUACCCUGUGCUAUCCUGGGCUUCACUUCUGUCUGCAUCGCCAUAGAACUGCGAAAGUCGCCCUCUGUCCCUGACCAUGAGCGCCACAAGAUUGUGGGUACCCUCGUCAUCAUCACUGUCAUCUUCGUGCUCAUCUUUGGGCCCUACCAUUUGGUGGGUGGCUACAAGUUUGUGGCUUUCUUCCUGACCAAUGACCACUGCAGACUAGAGGAGGCUCUCUUCCUGUGCUAUCGCAUCUGCUACGGGCUCACCAGCCUCAACAACCUGCUGGACCCUCUGCUCUACAUCUUCAUUUGCCAUGAUGCUCGAGACAAGUUCAAGCAGCUGCUGUGCUGCUUCAAGGAGAACCCGUACACCCCGGCCAUGGCCGACAGCAGCGUUCAAUCACAAUGACUGCUUGUUAUCUCCCUGAGCUCGGCCAGGCUUGCACUUCUUGGAAAAUUCGGUCAUAACUUUCAGGUGGAAUGAGACAGGUCUCAGCCCUGCUGCUGGACAUACCCCUGACUCUAUUCUUCACAAAUCAAAAUGUGUUGCCAUUGGGAUUGAGGGUGGUGGUUCACUGGGUGGGACUGGAACCAGGGGUGUGGAUUUGGCCCUCUGUGCAUGUUUUUCACAAUCCUCCGGUCUUUGCAGGUGUUUAAUCUGGUUCCUUCCUGUAGUCCAAAAACAUAUGGAUCAGUGCCUCUAAAUUUCACACAGUAUCUUAAUGUUAGUAUACAGUAAGUGCUUAUAGAAAAAGAAAUGGAUGAUUAGGAAGUUGUGCACUGGAGCAUGUAAAAAGAUCACUGGCAAGGCAUUAGCUUCACAAAGCAGUCAAUGGAGCGAGCCUAGAAGUUCACAAGAACUUAUGGGCAGAAAAAGGUUAUUUUAGGCCUUAGGUACUAAAUAAGCAGCUUGUGAGAUACAUCCAGUCCAUGACACUUUAUUUUGUGGCCCCUAACAUGCCUGGCGUUGAAUAUAUUAUUAACCUAGAGCCUAAAAGUUGUUUUCAAGUUGUGUGAAAAUUUGUUGCGGACCUUUAAUUUUGUGCCUCGUCCAAUACCAUGAGAACAGUAAAAUGAUUGACAGUAUGCUGUCCUCACAAUGCGUCUCGGUGCAUAACUGGGCAGCUACUGAAUAGCUGAUCAAUCUCCCUUAAAAAGCAAGGCAUGAAUUGUUUUGAUUUUUACUGAAAAAUCGAUUUUGUUGUAAAACUGAAAAUAUAAACAGAUAAUGUACAUCAACAAACACAGAUUAUUAUUAUUUACGUAUAACCUAUUUACACUGCAUAUAACGCUAACAUUCUGAACAGCUUCCGACACAACUGAUAAUUUCACUACACAUGCUUUAGCGUACCCCGACAUUAGUUUGUUGUCAUAAAUGUAUUUCUCGGCCAAAAUGAAGCCUGCCACAAAUUCGAACAGGUAGCAUAGAUAUAAUUCUGUAAGUAAGAAACAUUGACACAAUGGAAAUAUGAACUUAAGAUGCAAUGUUUACAGUUAUAGUCUGGAAGCUUCUACAUUUUCAAAUGCGGUGUGAGACAGAUAAUUAAAAUAGCUACCCUGAAAAAAUCCCCGUGGCAUGAAUUGAGUGUGUCUUUCUACUUUUUGUGCUGUGGCACUCGCAUAGUGAGAGUGAUUCAUAUUGACAUGGGGUUAGAAUUUCAUCCCCAGACGUUUGCUUGGGGUUGGGCUGGCAUUUUAUCCAGUCAGUACCCUGAUAUGAGCUUUCUGCUAACUAUGUAGUGUAAACCUGAGAGCAGUACAACACAGUAAAGCUGUAGUAUCUUAGACUAAAGAUACAUUAAUCUAUGUUUGUGCACCUGUAAAAUGAUAUUUGCUGGUGUUAAGCAGUUUAAGGGAAACAAUUUAUUACAAAAAAGAUUCUGAAUUCUGUCAUAUAACAAAAAUAAAACUUUUAAUAUACA